GCUGCAGCUUAGGACUUCCUCAGUAGGAACUCAUCUAGCAACAUCUCGAGGAAGAAUGCCGCCACGUAGAGGUGCACGCCGAGGAGGUGGCAGGGGAGGCAGAGGAGCCGGUCGUGGCCAACCGGCGGAGCAACCUGCCGCGCCGCCAGUCAACCCCGACGUACCAGUCAACCCUAAUGCACCGGUCACUCAGGCGGAUCUCGCCGCAAUGGAGCAGCGUUACCAGGCCAUGCUGCAAGCUGCUCUAGCGCCGUUCCUCGCUGCUCAGCAGAACCAGGCCGCCCCUGUUCAGGACCAGCCUGUAGUCCCUCCAGCCCCUGUUCAGGACCAGCCCGUCAUCCCUCCAGCCCCGGUGGAAGCUCAGCCGGUGCCAGUACAACUGUCAGCUGAGGCCAAGCACUUGAGGGAUUUUAGGAAGUACAACCCGAAGACUUUCGACGGAUCCUUGGACAACCCCUUUAGAGCCCAGCUGUGGUUGACAUCCAUAGAGACGAUCUUCAGGUACAUGAAGUGCCCAGAAGACCAGAAGGUGCAGUGUGCAGCUUUCUGUUUGGAGGAUAGGGGGACUGCCUGGUGGGAGACUGCUGAGAGGGCGCUGGGAGGAGAUGCCAGCAAGAUCACAUGGGAGCAAUUCAGGGAGAGCUUUUAUGCUAAGUUCUUCUCUGCCAACGUGAAGCACGCCAAGCUCCAAGAAUUCCUAAACUUGGAGCAAGGCAAACUGAGCGUGGAACAGUAUGAUGCCGAGUUCGACCUGUUGUCCCGUUUUGCCCCUGAUGUGGUAAGGGAUGAGGCCGCCAGGACUGAGAGAUUUGUUAAUGGCCUCAGGUUAGACCUCCAGGGUUUUGUACGAGCUCUUCGACCAACCACUCAUGCGGAUGCUCUACGCAUAGCACUGGAUCUGAGCCUGCAUGAGAGAGCUGGUCAAUCUAAGGUUGUCGGCACAGGGUCAGCCUCGGGACAGAAGAGGAAGGCGGAGGCGCAGCCCGACGUAAUACCACAGCGAACUCCGAGCCUUGUUGAUCCUUGA
Molecule: messenger RNA, 1027 nt
Organism: Cucumis melo (muskmelon)
Lineage: Eukaryota; Viridiplantae; Streptophyta; Magnoliopsida; Cucurbitales; Cucurbitaceae
Exons: 3
Coding region: 56-1027 (323 amino acids)
Source: RefSeq, a predicted model, not a curated record